Molecule: messenger RNA, 1901 nt
Organism: Oncorhynchus masou masou (cherry salmon)
Lineage: Eukaryota; Metazoa; Chordata; Actinopteri; Salmoniformes; Salmonidae
Product: fibroblast growth factor 18-like
Exons: 5
Coding region: 873-1505 (210 amino acids)
Biological process (GO): dorsal/ventral pattern formation; neuron differentiation; positive regulation of cell population proliferation
Cellular component (GO): cytoplasm
Molecular function (GO): fibroblast growth factor receptor binding; growth factor activity
Source: RefSeq, a predicted model, not a curated record
UCUCUAAAAAAAGGUAAAAACAAGUCAAUCAAUUCGUGUGUUCCUCCUUGUACCAACUCCCUCCCAAUCACUAUCAUUUCUGACUCGAGGAAAACAUUCUCCAAACUGAUGGCCUCUCAAAGAUUACCCUAUCAGGUGCAAACCGCUGACACGUUUCCACCCACCACCAACAGAAAAACCUCACUGUGCCCAAAUCCUUAGCCGCAGAUACUCCACUGACAGGCAUUACACCAUCGCCCCUGCUACGAAGAUCUGCAGCUGCGUUAGAUUCAGGUUUCAUAUUUAUAGCUACCCUCUGGAUAACACCAACGUUUUAUCAGAACGCGAGGUAUUCCACGUAAAAAUAUAUAUAUAUAUUUUUUUUCAUAUUCGAUUUUACGCACUUGUCCCCUUUUGCCAUUUUCCCACUGUGGAAUCGGAAGAUUUAAAAUGAUCCUUGCAAUGUGUAGAUAUCCCCCGCAGGUACGGACGGAACUGAAGUACCUCUGAUCUUUGGGGGAGCACCUUUGGGAGGAAAGAGGGUGCGCGCAAUGGAUUUUUAAACAAGGGGAAAUCUACUAAGCAAUGGUUGCAAGUUGAAUAUUUCCGCGCCUGGCAAGACACCGCUGUCUAAACGGACCGUGAGAGCGGAGCUAGGAGAUUUGGAGGCGGACAAGAAACAAUACGUUACCUUUUCCCUCUGGAUCAUUUUCUUACAACAAGGAAGCACCUAAUGUUGCAUGCAGUGACAUUUUUGCACUCCAGUUAUUUAUCAUUACACUGGGAUUCAAAGGCACCUCCGGGAUUGUGUGCGUAAGGACGCUGGCGGGUCUAUCCUCAACUUCUCUCGGGGCUUUAAAACUGUGGAAACAGGUGUAUUUCAGCAAGUCAAGAUGUCUGUUGUGCCUUCGAGGUUCAUAUACCUGUGUUUACAUUUUCUGGUCCUCUAUUUCCAGCUCCAGGAAUCUCAACAGAGCUCAGCCGAUUUCAGGAUCUAUAUUGAGAACCACACGCGGAACCCGGACGACCUGAGCCGGAAGCAGAUCCGUAUCUACCAGCUGUACAGCCACACCACGGGCAAGCAUGUCCAGAUCCUGGGCAAGAAGGUCAACGCCAACGGAGACGAUGGGGGCAAGUACGCUCUUCUUGUUGUCGAGACGGAAACCUUUGGGAGCCAUAUUCGAAUAAAAGGGAAGGAGAGUGAGUAUUACAUCUGUAUGAACAAGAAUGGCAAAAUAGUUGGAAAGCUCAAUGGAAGGAAUCAGGAGUGCGUCUUCGUGGAAGAAUUCUUGGAGAACAAUUACACUGCUCUCGUGUCGGCCAAGUACAAAGGGUGGUACCUAGGCUUCAACAGGAAGGGGAGGCCCAAAAAAGGAUCGCGGACCACACAAACACAACAGGAAGUGCAUUUCAUGAAACGCCACCCGAAGGGCAAGGUGGACCCACUGGAAGAGUUCCGUUUCACGACAGUAACUAAGCGGACACGAAGGGCGCGUCGCUUAAAACAGAACCCCGAAACUAACUGAUGGUCCGAUGGGACAUCAGACACACUGUUUUCCCAAGGAAAUCACGAGAUUCUUGCCUUAAAACACCUUGAAGACUUUUGUAAAAAAAAAAAGAACGACGACAAAAAAAGAACAAACAUUUCAAAGAUGUUUUAUUUUUAUAUUUCAGGAACAUUGAACAUCUCCCAAAUGUUGGGUGUUUCUGGGUUGUUAUAAUUAUUAUAAUGUGUCUUAUUUUAUUUAUAUCGGAUAACUAAGGAUGACAAAGGGCCCUUAUUGCUUAUCUUCGGCUCCUUUGAAUUGCAAACUGAAGGCAUAUUUCUGACAAUGAGGGUGGGAAGCAUGAGUUUAUAAAUGUUAUAAAAAGAAAGUACUAGAUUUUAUUGGAAUACCUGUCAGUUUUGUUUGUGUGUCUCC